AUGGAAGAUUUUGAAGCACAGAGUGAUAAAGUGUUUGCAACUUCCGCGGUAGAAGAAGCGCCGAACGAGUAUAUUGAAAAAAAGGACCGCAAAUGGCUCACUACGUUAACUUUGGCGUUCAGUAGUUUGGGCUCUAUUUAUGGAGAUCUUGGCACAUCGCCCUUAUAUGUGCUAACAACUUUGUUCGAUAGUGGUGUAGAAGUUAGCGAAGCGAAUGUGUUUGGUGCAUUGUCCUGUAUCUUUUGGGUAUUCACUUUGAUUGUGAUAUGCAAGUACUGUCUUAUAGUGCUGACUUUGGGACCUAAUAAUGGCGAGGGUGGGCAGAUUGCAAUCUAUUCUAAAAUCUCUCAGGUUUUAAAUACAGGUCCAAAAGGUGUCAGUUUGGCAGGAAAUGCUCCCGAAAAAGACUCAGUAAUUUUGGAGAGGUCAAGAACUGCUGACAACCCAACAUCGACGACUAGUUCUUUGUUCAGGAAGAAAUUCUCUUUGUUGGAGCGUGCGAAUAUUAGGAAGGGAUUUUCAUUUUCCACUAUGGCAAUGUGCCUGUUGGGGUGUUCACUUGUGAUCAGUGACGGAUUAUUAACCCCAACAACUUCCGUUUUAUCUGCCAUUGAUGGUAUCGCUGUAUCUGUACCGUCGUUUAAAGAUAAGGUGCUUCCUAUUUCGGUUUGCGUACUGAUAGGGCUGUUCACCUUGCAACCUCUGGGCACCAACGUGGUAUCAGCACUGUUUUCACCAGUCAUUUUUCUUUGGUUCAUAACAAUAUUUGUGAUUGGAGUAUUCAAUAUUGUUUCUUACCCUAUGAUUUUCAAGACGCUUAACCCUGUAUAUGCAAUAAGAUUCUUGAGGCAUCACGGGAUUUAUGUUCUGGCUUCAGUUAUGUUGUCAAUUACUGGUUGUGAGGCAAUGUUUGCAGACGUUGGACAUUUCAGUCCACUCUCCGUGCAGCUUACGUUAGCAUUUUUUGUUUAUCCAUGCUUAAUUACAACAUACCUCGGCCAGGGUGCUUACCUGCUGAAGCAUCCAGAGGCUGCUUCCAACGUGUUUUAUAUGAGUAUACCAGGUAACGCAGAUACUUGGUUCUACUGGUUUGUGUUUGUGAUUGCGGCCCUAGCAACCGUUUUUGCCUCACAGACUUUGAUCUUGGGUGUUUUCUCAAUCAUUCAACAGAUGGUACAUCUUGAUUGUUGCCCUAAGCUGCGGAUUAUCCACAAGUCAGCUAAACACCAUGGUAGGGUAUAUCUUCCCGCGGUUAAUAUUAUCCUUAUGAUUGCUGUUAUAUGCACAUGUAUUGGUUUUAAAUCAUCUAAUAACGUCACUUCAGCGUACGGUCUUGGUGUGUCUAUGGAUCUAUUCCUCACAUCAACUUUCAUGGCUAUAUGUAUGAUUGUUGUUUACAAUGUCCAUUGGGCGAUAGUAUUAGCUUACUAUCUCGGUUUCGGUACUUUCGAAAUCAUUUUAGUUAUAGGCAACCUAAGGAAAGUAGCCGAUGGUGCUUGGUUUACGCUAAUGAUGACCGCAAUUACGACAGGUAUCUUUGCACUGUGGAGAUGGGGUAGAAACCUAAUGAUCCGCGAGGAACAGGAAGGUAGACCUAGGCUUAACCAAUUGAUUGUUAAUGAGCAGUCUAGAAGCCAGGAGGUGGUUCAAUUAGGGGACGAGAUUCCUUCGAUUAACAUUGCUUUGAGCCAUGUUGAUUUGAUUAUUGAAAAACAACAUCAGGUAAAACGGCUCACGAAAUAUCCAGCACUUGCAUUGUUAUUUACAGAACUUACACCUUUGCUGGAAUCUGCAGGUAGCGUUCCUAAACUUUUCAGUGAAAUCGCAAAUUCAUUCCCCAACAUCCCCGAGUUUUUUGUCUUUGUUGCCAUCAAAAUAGUAUCUGUUCCUUAUUUGGAAGUGGAUCAGAGGGUAUUAGUUGAACCUAUGAAGAAUGUUAAUGGAUUCUAUCGAUGUGUUUUCCAAUUUGGUUUCAUGAACAAGGUUGCAGUAGCGGAAGAAGACGUACGUCAUUUGUUAAGCAUCAUAGCCCUUUCAAACCCAAAUCAAUAUCAUUCUGUAUCAAAGAGUCUCGGUGCUCAAGAGUUACCGGUAAUACGAAUUUUUGGUUCUAACGUUAUUAGGGGCAAAAGAACCCAAGAGUGGGAAGGUAAAAGCAUGUUUAGUAGCCCGAAAGCGAUCACUAAAUUUUUUUUGAAACCUUUAGAAGUUGGAUUAUCGAUUAUAUCUUUUACCCACUUCAUCUCCUACAAGAUAAUCCAGAGCUGCGCAGCGGGUCAAAACACAUUGGUGAUGUGA
Eremothecium cymbalariae DBVPG#7215 is the source of this 2298-nucleotide messenger RNA. Its product is annotated as KUP/HAK/KT family potassium transporter. The record is from RefSeq and is a predicted model, not a curated record. The coding region runs from base 1 to 2298 and encodes 765 amino acids. The transcript has a single exon. Gene Ontology annotation, cellular component: membrane. Gene Ontology annotation, biological process: potassium ion transmembrane transport. NCBI's taxonomy places the organism in Eukaryota, Fungi, Ascomycota, Saccharomycetes, Saccharomycetales, Saccharomycetaceae. Gene Ontology annotation, molecular function: potassium ion transmembrane transporter activity.